CAUAAACCACCACCCCUCCACUUCCACUUGAUAAGCAGUCUGGAAUACUUUUGCACUUGGAAUUUCCUACUUGUGUGUUAGAUUGGAGGCUGAUCUGGCUACAUCAGAGUCAGCCUUCUCUUGCAGCUGGCCAGUUCCCACUUGGUGCUCAUGAUAAAGGAAUGUUCCACAGGUUGUUUGGAUAUGUUGAAAUGAGUUACCUAAGCAGAUGACAAAAGUCCCUGAAUUCUAUGCUUAUGCAAGAGGCGGGAGCCUAGAUAACACAUUUUACAGAAGGGAGUUUUUUCCUUGCUGGGCUUAAGGUCUGACUUCAUCACUGCUGCUUUGGCACUGUAGCAUAGGAGUCAACUCCUAGGGGCUGACGUCCCUUCAGGCCCUCAAUAAAAUAUUUGAGGGGGCCCCAGCCCCCCAAAGUUAAUGGUCAUUGCCAAUUAAAUGGUGCACUUGUGCCACAUCUUGUUAUUGAUUUAUGUGGGGAGAGGAUUACCUGCUCCCCCCCCUAUUUUAUUCAAGUUGGCAUUCUUGCACUAAAGUGAUGUUUUUCUCACACUGUGAGAAGCCCUUCACCUGGACAAAAAAACAUCCAGAAAUGCUUGGAACUAGUGUUCAGCUAGGAAGCAAGUCCUACUCAGGGUGAUUCAGAUUGCUGUGUAAAUAUCUGUAGGGCUGCAUUGUAAAGUGACAGACUUAUGUACAUUUACUAUUGAACUCUGGGGAUUUUGCUUCUGAAUAAACACACAAGGUAAGAAUGAAAGCCUUGGCCUUCAGGGCUGAUAGUGGCCCUCCACACCUCUCUUAUCUGGCCCUUGGGAUUCCUCAAGCCAUUCUCCCUUUCCCUAGGUUGCAUUUUCACCAUCGCUGUUCUGAACUUCCUCUGUGCUUCUCCCUAGCUGUGAGGUACCCCUUCACCUCUUGCUUCCCUGGAUGGAGAGAUGGACGGCAAAAUUACAGCGCGAUCCUCUAUAUACCUCCUAAGAAGGAAGUCCCACAGAUAAAUCGGGCAGGUUCCCCCUCUUCAGUUUCUUCCAACUAGGGGGCACCCAAGCCCCGCCCCUCCUGCUGAGACCGCCUCUUCUGCUUAGCCCCGCCCAGCAUUCUGUGGGGAAAGGAACGCGACGUGUCCAUAGAGUUAGCAAUUACUGUACGCAGUCACACUGCUGCAGUUCUUAGCAAUACUUCUGGUCUUGAUCUUUUUUCCUCACUCCUAGCAACAACAAAAAUAGAGUCAUACCUCGGUUUAAGUACACUUCGGUUUGAGUAUUUUCAGUUUAAGUACUCUGCGGACCCAUCUGGAACGGAUUAAUCCACUUUCCAUUACUUUCAAUGGGAAAGUUCGCUUCAGGUUAAGUACAGACUUCCAGAACCAAUUACACUCAUACUUCGGGUUAAGUACACUUCAGGUUGAGUACUCCGCGGACCCGUCUGGAACGGAUUAAUCCACUUUCCAUUACUUUCAAUGGGAAAGUUCGCUUCAGGUUAAGUACAGACUUCCAGAACCAAUUACACUCAUACUUCGGGUUAAGUACACUUCAGGUUGAGUACUCCGCGGACCCGUCUGGAACGGAUUAAUCCACUUUCCAUUACUUUCAAUGGGAAAGUUCGCUUCAGGUUAAGUACAGACUUUCAGAACCAAUUGUGUAGUUAAACCGAGGUACUGUAGGUUGCCGCCGAGUUUUCACCAGAGAGAAUGACAAGGAAAGAGCUACACCGUCCUGCAACCGUAGAGAGACACAGCCUAUGACAGCUCUCUGCUUGUAUCGGAAGUUCUAUUUAUCCUCCCACAGUCGGUGGGGAUAAAUUGGCGCGCCGGAAGUUCCGGGGAUAUCGUCAUCAUCGCUGCGCCGGAGGUAGUCUCGGUGAACGGUGGUCCAUCCAGCUGUAGGAGUGGUUGCUACCGACUUCGAAGAGCUCUUGAGCCAUGGCGUCUCCGGCGAUUCCGCCCCCUCCGCCGCCGGGAGGGCCCCCCGGGGUGCCUGGAGGGGUGCCCGGGAAAGGGCCACCGGCGGCGGCGGCAGCAGGAGGCGGCGGCGCGAAGAGUGGAGAGGAGAGACUGAAGGAAAUGGAAGCCGAGAUGGCCCUGUUUGAGCAGGAGGUGCUGGGAGCUCCAGUAUCCUUGCCUCCUGUUGCCCCUAUGGUAGAAGCUGUCCCAGUUGCCCUGGCAGUGCCAGCUGUGUCUGCAGUCCCCCCGGUCCCUGUCAUGCGACCCAUCAUUGCCACCAACACCUACCAACAGGUCCAGCAGAGCCUGGAAGCCCGAGCAGCAGCAGCAGCCACUGUGGUGGCCCCCAUCGUGGCUCCUCCAGUGCCAUUUGUGGGCCCAGCUGUCCCCCCACAACGGCCCCCCAUCCUCCGGCCGACCUUUGUGCCUCAUGUUCUGCAGAGAUCUGGUGGCCCUCGUCCUCUGCCAAUGCGGCCUCCUCAUCACCAGUCUAUGGUGGGGCCCCCCAUGUCAGGCCCCCAGGGCCCCCCAAUGCUUAUGGGCCCCCCAAUGCAGAGAGCACCUGGCCCGCCCCUAGGGGGAAUAGGGCCCAUGAGAUCUGGUCCCCCGGUUGGGCCAGGGAUCCCCGUUGGUCCUCUGGCGCCGCUGGUGCCUGUUCCUCGACCUGUGGUGGUGCCCCCCAAAGUGAACCCCACUGUCAUCCAGGCCGCUCCGACGGUGUAUUCUGCCCCGCCAGUGAAGAAGCAAGAGGAAGAGCAUCGGGAGCCCCCACCCCCCGUGGUGGAGGAGAAAGAGCCAGUUGGGAUGGAGGAGCCUGUGAUAGGUCCAAGUAUGCCGGAGGCGGAGCCUGCUCCAAUGGUGGAUGUGAGGAGCCUGCAGCCACUACGUGGGCAUGAGCAGCCACCUGUGCGGGGUGGGAAGCGAUCCCGGGGGCCCGAUGUUGGAUUUGUACCUGUCGAGCCUGUUGUAGAGAGCACACCAGAGGACAAGAAGAAAAUGAAGCAGGAAAAGCUCAAGCGCUGCAUCCGCACAGCUGCUGGGACGUGCUGGGAGGACCCCAGCCUACUUGAAUGGGAUUCCGAUGAUUUCCGGAUCUUCUGUGGCGACCUGGGCAAUGAAGUGAACGAUGACAUCCUUGCACGUGCUUUCAGCCGCUACCCCUCCUUCCUGAAGGCCAAGGUUAUCCGGGACAAGCGCACCGGCAAGACUAAAGGCUAUGGCUUUGUCAGCUUCAAGGACCCAAACGACUAUGUCCGUGCCAUGCGGGAGAUGAAUGGAAAGUACGUCGGCAGCCGGCCCAUCAAGCUGCGCAAAAGCAUGUGGAAAGAUCGCAAUAUUGACGUGGUGCGCAAGAAACAGAAGGAGAAGAAGAAGUUGGGGCUGAGGUAACGAGGUGUAGGAUGCCAUUGUCUGCUAUUCACCCAUUGAAGCAAGGAAUUGAGUGUCUGUAGGCCUGUUCGAUCCUGCCCUCUGCUGGAGAAGAAGCAGACCGCAGGAAGAAGCUGCCGGCAGGAGAUCGGAAGUGCUUUGUUACUCCAUCAGUCCAAGGCCUCUUCCGUGUAGAAGAUACGUGCGUGUUCUCUCUUUCUCAAACACAGACAAACCCUUCCCUAUGAGCUCUGCAGUCUAAUAGCAGCUUCGUGGGUUCAGUGCUGAGGAGUCGCAACUUGCAAACUCAGUUGGGGGAUAGUUUGUGCAUAAUGACAACUUCCCUGGACAAAAGUCUUCUUACCCAAUAAAGUUGUGUGUAUCUCUUUUUUUCUUACUACAUCCA
Molecule: messenger RNA, 3713 nt
Organism: Zootoca vivipara (common lizard)
Lineage: Eukaryota; Metazoa; Chordata; Lepidosauria; Squamata; Lacertidae
Gene: RBM42
Product: RNA binding motif protein 42
Molecular function (GO): mRNA binding
Source: RefSeq, a predicted model, not a curated record